UGAGAUGAUUUGUUGUCGCGUCAACCUUCGAUUUUUCAGCUGCAAGGGAUGAGUAGCGUCACAGUGCUCUGCCCGAAUGCCAGGCGAUGCACUGUGAAGGUUACACCGGGAACGCUUCUGAAGCAGGUGCUUGAAGAGGCUUGUCUGAAGGAGGGAUUUGAGCUGGAUGCUUUCUAUCUCACCAAUCAAAAACGACGAGUAGAUCUUGCGUUACCAUUCCGGCUCAGCGGCUUACCCAACAAUGCAACUCUUGAAAUGGUCCAGGCUUCCGGGGCAGGCGCUGGAGCUGUGGCUACAAUCGCGUUGCAGGUUCCCCUUCGUGUUCGAAUGGAAAGGCAGUUUGCUGUGAAUGAGUCUCUUUGGUCGAUGUUGCAAGCUUUCUCGGAAAUGUUUGGUGAAAAUUUGACAGCAUCACAAGGCGAGCUUGUCCCAUGUUGUUUCUAUAUGAAUCGUCAGUACUCGGGUGAAGAAGAACUCCAACAUGUCACACUCUCUUCCAUUGGAAUCGUCUCGGGAAGAUGUUUGAUCAGGUACCAGCGCUUACAACUUACGGAUGAACAGAAAGCUGAGAUUGCUUGGAGACUAGCAGAGGACGCUGCGAAGAAGGAAGCUUUGUUAUCGCAUUACGCGCAGAAGAAAACUGAGAAUGAAGUUAGGGAACGGUUGGAAGCUACUAGAUUAGCGCAAUUUGAGGAGGAAAUCCGCUUGGAGCGAGAGAGGAAGCAAGCAGAGCAGCCCCAGUCAUCUCAUUCAGUCCCACAGAGUGUAGCACAGCCUGUCACAAAUCCGUUUGUUCGAGAUGUGCUGGGCAGUCCACCUCGGAACCAAAGCGGAUGGUCUUUCGACGCACCUAUGUUCUCUACAGCACCCGAAAGCGCUGGUAACGAUCGCUUAUCUAACCUAAAUAGACUUCUUCACCAGGUGGAUACCUCACUAACCACUCCAAGUUUUCAACAAAGCGAGAGGAUAACAAACAUUUUGGCAGACCAGGGAAGAGUCCCUCUUUCACGUCUAGCUGUUGAAGCUAUGGAAGAGGACACAACAAAUGCAAUCCCAGCGGCAUCUUCCGUACCUCCAUGUGAUCGUCAAUCUGUGAUAUUUUUCCGGGAAGUUGAGCCCGAUCAAGUAGAUUCUCAGCUAACUGAAGAAUUUUUUGAAGUUGGUAUAGAUGAUCUGAAGAGUCGGCAAAAGGAAUUGCACGAAGAAGUGCAAAUGCUGACUCAACGAGCAUUGGUUCCAAAAGUGUACAUAAGCAGAAAAAACCGGGAAGCAAAACUUGAUGCAUAUCGUCAUACUGUGAUUCGCAUUCCUAUCGGACAAGAACGGUUGAUUCAAGCAAAUUUCAAUAGCGGAGAACCAGUCUCACGUCUAUAUGAGUGGGUGCGCAGUGUGUUGUCACGGAACGUACCUUUCUCCCUUCAUCUAGUCCUUAAUGAACCGGUGGAAGAUACUGAUGCAAAGAACUUCGUAGAUAUGGACUUGGCGCCGAAAUCAACGGUCUUUUUGAAGUUGAAAGAUUCAAAGAUUAACAUAGAUACGUUGAUAAGUCAGCGAUUGCUCGAAUGCACCAAUGAAGAAGCAAACAAACUCAGUGCUGACUGGCUAUCGGUGAACACCAUAUUCACCCCAUUCGUGGGUGUUGUUGUGGAAGGCGAUCGCAAUGGAAAGCGGCCAGCUAGUAGUGUUCAUGCUACAACUUCAGAGUUCGUACCUCCACCACAAAAAGCAACCCCUGCACCCAAAUGGCUGAAGAGAUGAUAUAUCAUUCCUUAAUAACCGCUUGUUUUAUACUCGCUUGAGCAGUUCAUAACUACGCGUAACUCAUAUGAUUGCCUAUGUACUCACAUUUAGAAAAUAAAUUAUUUUCGCCCAGC
Molecule: messenger RNA, 1874 nt
Organism: Cylicocyclus nassatus
Lineage: Eukaryota; Metazoa; Nematoda; Chromadorea; Rhabditida; Strongylidae
Source: the annotation of a GenBank genome assembly